Messenger RNA from Aureobasidium pullulans EXF-150, 2170 nucleotides. Its product is annotated as alpha/beta-hydrolase. Gene Ontology annotation, cellular component: mitochondrial inner membrane. Gene Ontology annotation, biological process: cardiolipin acyl-chain remodeling. The record is from RefSeq and is a predicted model, not a curated record. The transcript has 2 exons. Bases 117 to 1730 code for a protein of 537 amino acids. Gene Ontology annotation, molecular function: A2-type glycerophospholipase activity. NCBI's taxonomy places the organism in Eukaryota, Fungi, Ascomycota, Dothideomycetes, Dothideales, Saccotheciaceae.
CGCGCGCCAGCCGCGCCACCAUCAGCCUUGGAAAACAGGCGUGGAUUCAAGUCAGCGAUACAUUCAACAACGCCCUCUGCAUCAACCGCCACCCGACGACGAAACGAAAUCCGAACAUGGCUUCCUCAGACACGGAAUCUGGUGGUCAGCGACCCAUGCUGGCCUCUCAACGCAAAGACACGCCCUCCGAAGCCACUAGGACUCAGGGAAAGGCUGGCUACUUCCCUCUAGGCUACAAGGAGGGCUUCUCUCAAUGGUGGGCUGGUCUCUCUCCUGCUGUCACCGAACACCGCGUGCUCUCCUUCAUCCCUCAUCUCCAGAAGCCUCCGACCCACACCCAGACUGGCUCUGCUCCCGCUUCGACGAACGCCUCAACUCAGGACAUCACCAAGUCCGAAGACCGCAAGGCUGAGCCUGUCACCACAUCCUCCAUCAACGAUCCUUACGGACCUCGCAAAUGGAACUCGGACUUGGUGGAAUUGGCUGGAAAGAGUCGCUUCUUGAACGAAUUCUCGGUUGAGAGAAUCGGUGAACAUGUCGACAACAACCUUGUCAUGAUCCAUGGUUACGGUGCUGGUCUUGGUUUCUUCUACCGCAACUUCGAAAGUCUGUCAAGAUUGCCUGGCUGGAAACUCUAUGCUCUGGAUAUGCUUGGUAUGGGUCGCUCGUCACGCCCGCCGUUCAAGAUUCACGCAAAAGACCGUCAGGGCAAGAUCGAAGAGGCUGAGAGUUGGUUCAUCGACGCUCUGGAAGAAUGGCGCAUCAAGAAGGGUAUUGAUCGUUUCACUCUGCUCGGUCACAGCAUGGGUGGUUACAUGGCUGUCGCAUACGCCCUGAAAUACCCUGGUCACCUCAACAAGCUGAUUCUCGCAUCGCCUGUCGGUAUUCCUGAGGACCCUUACGCUGUCAACGCAGACAUGCCCGAGCCGGAAGAUUCGACCAUGGUCAACGAGUUCACUCAAGACCAAGGAAACUCAGCCAAUGGCACAAAUCCAGACAUUUCAGCUUCGGCAAAGACCGGCGACAACAAUAACUUCCUAAACGCGAAGGCAAAGCGAGAUGCUGCCAACAACAGCGGCAAGCCUCCUAAGAAGCCCUUACCGAAAUGGCUCACCACUCUCUGGGACGCAAACAUCUCACCCUUCUCCUUUGUCCGCUGGUCUGGCCCUCUAGGCCCUCGUCUAGUCUCAGGCUGGACAAGUCGCCGCUUCAGCCAUCUCCCUGCCGAUGAAUCACAAGCUCUUCAUGACUACAGUUACUCGCUCUUCCGCCAACGUGGAUCGGGCGAAUACGCUCUCGCAUACAUCCUCGCCCCGGGUGCCUUCGCCCGUAGCCCCCUGAUUCGCCGUAUCCAAGGUGUAGGCCGUCAAUGGAUUUCAGAAUCUCAUUCAGCACCUACACCUGAUGAUACGUCUUCCGCACCCACUGGUCUGUCUAGGGUCCGCGAAACAGGCAUUCCAGUCGUCCUAAUGUACGGCGAAAAUGACUGGAUGGACAAGGACGGCGGACGCGCUGCAGCUGAAAAGAUUGAAGCCGAGAAGCAAAAAGCUCUUGCCACUGCUACAGACGAGGAGAAGGCAAGGGAGAAUGGUGAUGCUAAGGUCGUGAUUAUUCGCAAGGCUGGCCAUCAUGUCUAUCUUGAUGGAGCGGACCAUUUCAACUCGGUCAUGGAUGAGGAGAUGAGAGAUGUAGAGGCCAGAGACAAGAAGCUAGGAUUUAUGAAGAAGUAGAGAAGGGGCGAUUCUUUUGAUACCACAUUUGAUUUUGAAGCUUUGGAGUUUGUUUUCUGGGAUCAGGGAGAAGCAAAGUGCAAGGAUACCUACUAGAUACACGCAUUUUGGGGCGAUUAGAAAAACAAUAGCAUUAUUAGACAUUUUUCACUCACGACAAUCACCUUGGGUUCAACCCCGUCGCGUUCCCGAAGUGUCAAGUUGGCCGAAGCAUCUUUGGUUUCGGUGCCUGGUGUUUAUCAGAAAAGGAUUGAACAUCAUGCAAUCGGUCUCUUCAAGGUCUCAUUGUGAACAACACCACCUCUUGAACAAUCGAGACAACACCAACACAAAGAAGCAUAAAUCCCAUCCCAAAACAUCCAGAAAAAUAAUCUGAAUCUAAGUGCACUUCUUACAUCCCACACUCAUACCACUAUACAAUUCCCUCUCCACCUCCACCU